Messenger RNA from Trichobilharzia regenti, 345 nucleotides. The record is from the annotation of a GenBank genome assembly. NCBI's taxonomy places the organism in Eukaryota, Metazoa, Platyhelminthes, Trematoda, Strigeidida, Schistosomatidae.
AUGCACACUCAACUGGUUGGCAAAGGUCUACGUAUACUAGCUUUCCCUUGUAAUCAAUUUGGCGGUCAAGAACCGUGGCCUGAAGCUGAAAUUAAAAAGUUUGUGACUGAAAAUUAUGGUGUUCAGUUUGAUAUGUUCGCGAAGAUUAACGUUAAUGGGUCAGAUGCUCAUCCUCUGUACAAAUUUCUGAAACAUAGACUUGGAGGUACUCUUAUAAGUGCUAUUAAGUGGAACUUCUCCAAAUUUCUUGUAGAUCGUGAAGGUCAACCAGUUAAAAGAUACUCUCCUACAACUGCUCCAAAUGAUAUCAAAGCUGAUAUUCUGGAGCUUUUGGAAAGAAAGUGA